Messenger RNA from Alosa sapidissima (American shad), 1951 nucleotides. RefSeq names its product UDP-glucuronosyltransferase 1A1-like. The record is from RefSeq and is a predicted model, not a curated record. Gene Ontology annotation, molecular function: UDP-glycosyltransferase activity. NCBI's taxonomy places the organism in Eukaryota, Metazoa, Chordata, Actinopteri, Clupeiformes, Clupeidae. The transcript is spliced from 5 exons. Bases 52 to 1650 code for a protein of 532 amino acids.
GUAAAUACAUAUACAUACCCCGCCUGAUCUUCACAUUGUUCAGAUUUCUCCAUGGCUGCUGCCCAGAUAUGUGCACGGAGGGCUUUCUCCUGGCUGCUGAUAGCUCUCUUCUGCGUGGUUCCUGCUCAGGGUGGGAAAUUGUUAGUGAUACCAGUAGAUGGCAGCCACUGGACCGGCAUGAAGCCCCUGGUGGAGGAACUGGGGAGGAGAGGCAACCAGGUGGUGGUCGUGAUCCCAGAGGCCAGUCUUAGUAUGGGCCCCUCAGAGCACACCACCACCCUCACCUUUCCUGUACCAUACACCAAGGAGAGUAUGAAAGACACCCUUGGACAAAACCUGGGUAAAUUCAUGAGCAUGGACAUCUCAACCUCUGUGGCAAAGUUACAGCAUUACUGGAUGUCCAUGGUCAUGCUGAGUAAUUUCACCAUGAUAACCUGCAAAAGCAUGCUAUACAACAAGGAGCUGAUGCAGACCCUACGGGAUUAUGACUUUGAUGCUCUCCUCACGGACCCCUUUUGGCCUGUAGGAAUCAUCACUGGAGCUUAUCUGGACAUUCCCUCCAUCUACAUGAACGGUGCUCUGCCUUGUCCCCUUGACAUUAUCACCACACGGUGUCCUAGCCCUGUUUCAUACGUGCCAGGCCGUUUCACACACUUCAGCAAUCGCAUGAACUUGUGGGAGAGGACUGUUAACCUGCUGAAGUCUUUGCUGGAGCCUUCAGCCUGCAGUCAUCUUUACCUUCAUGCAGACAAGGUGGCCUCAGACGUCCUGCAGAGAGAGACAUCCAUUGUGGAGCUGGCGAGCAAUGCAGCACUGUGGCUUGUGCGCUUUGAGUUUACUUUUGAGUUCCCCAUGCCUUUGAUGCCCAACAUGAUCAUGAUUGGGGGGAUAAAGGCUGAAAAACCGAAACCCCUGCCACAGGAGGUGGAGAAGUUUGUGAGUGGAUCUGGUGAGCAUGGCUUCGUGGUCUUCACCCUGGGCUCAAUGGUGUCUCAGAUGCCAGAGGACAAGGCCCGAGUGUUCUUUGAGGCAUUUAGGCAGAUUCCACAGAGGGUUUUGUGGAGAUACACUGGACCUGUGCCUGAAAAUGCCCCGGAGAAUGUCAAACUCAUGAAGUGGUUGCCUCAAAAUGAUCUCUUAGGUCACCCUUUGGCCAAGGCUUUCAUCACACAUGGAGGGUCUCAUGGCAUCUAUGAGGGUAUAUGCAACGGGGUGCCCAUGGUCAUGCUGCCACUGUUUGGUGACCAAGCUGACAAUGUUCAACGCAUGGUUGCACGUGGUGUUGCUGAGUCUUUGACCAUUGCUGACGUGACCACAGCCAAACUUUUGGAAGCCCUCAACAAAGUCAUUAAUGACAAGAGUUACAAGGCAAAUAUGAUGAAGCUUUCAGCUGUGCACAACGAUCGUCCGAUUAAACCUCUUGACCUGGCCGUCUUCUGGACCGAGUUUGUCAUGAGACACCAAGGAGCGGAGCACUUGCGCCCAGCUGCUCACGAGCUGAACUGGAUCCAGUACCACAGCCUUGAUGUGAUCGCACUGCUGACAACCAUUGUGCUCAUUGUUGUUCUCGUGACAUUUAAAAGUUGUAUGUUCUGUUUGAAGAAGUGCACACGAAACAAGACUAAACAAAAGAAAAACAAGCGAGAGUAGUUGAGGAGUUUUGUUUGUGAGUGAAGGUGAAUGGCACUGGCAGAGGGAAAAAACACAGCCUACCUCCUUAUUAUAGCCUAGUGUGUUUGGAGAAACUAUUUGAAAGUAAAAAUAUACAGGGAAUUUCUGUAGCUAGUUAUUUGGCUGUAAAGGGCCUAAGGUUUCUUCUAAUCAAUGAAUGCUGUUGACAACGGGUACCUUCAUGUGUAGGCCUACUUCUGCUGUAAGUCAAUCAUUUCGACACAAAUAGUCUAUAUGAAGAAAACUUGGUAUGAUGACAAUAAAAAAACUGACUACAUUA